Panicum hallii is the source of this 1427-nucleotide messenger RNA. RefSeq names its product probable peroxygenase 5. Gene Ontology annotation, molecular function: monooxygenase activity; calcium ion binding. Bases 512 to 1231 code for a protein of 239 amino acids. The transcript has 5 exons. The record is from RefSeq and is a predicted model, not a curated record. NCBI's taxonomy places the organism in Eukaryota, Viridiplantae, Streptophyta, Magnoliopsida, Poales, Poaceae.
GGCGCGGUGGCGGUGGCGGUGCCUGCUCGCGUGCGUGCCCGAUCCAGACACGGCGCCCUGGCUGAAGAGACGCCGAGGGAGAGGCACACAUCCAGGCCCAGCCUCGAACCUUUUGGCUAGGUUGCCUGGUUGCUUAGCCUACACUACACACAACACGGCUGUGGCCGCGUACAAAAAGCACACCCGCAAAGCGUCAGUUUCCAGAAUUCCAUCGCAAACUGCUCGACCGAUUCUUUCCCCCUUCCGCCGCCCCGCCACCUCCUUCGAACCAGCGCAUCCCCCCGCCAGUCUGCCACAUUCCUUCCUCUCUCUCGAAGGCUCCAACUCCCCAUUCCCCUCUCCGUCUCCCUAGCUGCAACUCUUCGGCUUCGUCGAUCUCCAUCUCCUGCAACCUCCAUGGCCGGCAAAGCUGCAGACACCGGUAAGUAGUCCAGUCCCCCAAGAAGCAUCAUCAGGAUAUAUACAUGUAGAGAGAGGAAUGAAGCCGGAGUAGAGAAAGGCCGGGUUCGCCAUGCAGAUCCAAAGAUCAGUGGCUCGCCAUGUCCUUCGCGGCGCGAGUCUCGCCCUCGUAACCGCCGCGCUCCUCUCUGUGCUGGCACCAGGGAGCAACGACGGCGGCGCCACCACGGGGCAGUCCUCCUCCUCCUCCUCCUCCAUGGCGGACGUGUACAAGGGCGAGCUCACGCCGCUGCAGCGCCACGCCGCCUUCUUCGACCGCGACAAGGACGGCGUCAUCUACCCCUCCGAGACGUACAAAGGGUUCCGCGCGAUCGGCUGCGGGGUGGCGCUGUCCGCCGCCAGCGCCGUCUUCGUCAACGCCGCACUUGGGCCCAACACCAAACCGGAGAACCAGAAGACUCCGCCUUUCAAGUUCCCCAUUUAUGUGAAGAACAUUCACAAGGGCAAGCAUGGAAGCGAUUCAGGAGUGUACGAUGCCAAUGGAAGAUUUGUUUCUGAAAAGUUUGAGGAGAUAUUCAAGAAGUAUGCCCACACCAAGCCUGAUGCUCUCACAGGAAAAGAGCUGCAGGAGAUGCUCCAAGCAAACAGGGAACCCAAAGACUUCAAAGGAUGGCUGGGUGGCUUCACGGAGUGGAAGGUGCUGUAUUCUCUGUGCAAAGACAAGGACGGGUUUCUCCAUAAGGAUACAGUCAGGGCGGUCUAUGAUGGCAGCCUGUUUGAAAGGUUGGAGCAAGAGAGGAAGGCUAAGAAGGAAUCGACAAAGAAGAAGUGAUAAGAACAUCACAAACACUCUGUUAUGUGGACGAAUUUGUAAAUUACGGUGCGAAUGUGGGUCGGUGAAUUAUAACCGUAGUUUGAUUGGUUCUGUAUGUUUGUCAAUUCAGCUUUUCUGUAAGAAGAGCCUUCGUAAACAAACUGCAAGUAUUUGUGGGUUAAGUUGAGUGAGAUAAUUCAUAGUUGUAGCCUCC